CACCAAAUCACUCACGCCAUAAUAAUCCAUCACUGCCAGACCACACACGCCCAAAUAUCCCACAACAUGUCUGGUAACAAACAAGCCGAGGCAACCGCUGAUGCGCUGCCUUCGUAUGACCAGACCACCGCUGCCAGAUCUGGGGGCGCCUCGACUCCGCAAAAGCAGCAGCCGACAAUCGAAUCACCAUUCAACUUCCCCACAGACGCGCCUCCCAGCUAUGCGCAAGCGAAACCAUUCGAGCAACCGGUGGCGCUGCCACAGGAGCGGCCAGACGCCAAAGCACCGUUCCUGUCGGCGUAUCCGCCGUCGCUGGAGAUGUACGGCAUCACAGCCGGCACCUGGCACGCCUUUGUCCACACCAUCAAUGGGUUUUUGACGGCGUCGGUGGGCGACAAGGCAGUCUCUCACGCGGCCGACAUGGCCCGCCACGUCGGCAAUGUGCCCAAGCAGUUCGGCCAGGCCACGGCCAGCCACGCGCGCACCGUGCGCCACGACAUUGCCGACAAGGCCCGCGCCGGCAACUACUUCGGUGCCGGGUUCGGCGUCAUCGGUGGUGCCAUCAGCCUGCCCGUCGGAACAGCCCUCCGCGCAGUCGGCGCCGUGGUUUCGCUACCGUUCGCCGCCAUCAACGCCGCCGCCUCCAAGCCCAAAACCCCCCGCGAGCGUGCCACUGCCUAUGUUGGCGCCGCCAAUAAGGACUGGUUCCAUCCACGACAGCUGCACGCCGGCAUUCUCGAUUCGUCAGAGGUCGCCCACCUGGUCCACGCUACACCCGAUGCCAUUGUCAGCGGCGCCAACGAAAAACGCGCCUCCGGCACCGCCGCCCAGAUGAGUGUCCUGGGCCAGUGGCUCGCGCCUGUCGUGGUAGGCGACGAUGCCGCCCAUGUUUCGCUCAACCUAACGACAAAUACCUUGUGGCUUGUCGUCACCCAUGGUAUUGAGCCGGUUACAGCGGGCGCGACCAAAAAGUAACGGUGCGACAAAACACCUG
Molecule: messenger RNA, 994 nt
Organism: Pyricularia oryzae 70-15
Lineage: Eukaryota; Fungi; Ascomycota; Sordariomycetes; Magnaporthales; Pyriculariaceae
Exons: 1
Coding region: 67-975 (302 amino acids)
Source: RefSeq, a predicted model, not a curated record